This is a messenger RNA of Lacerta agilis (Sand lizard), 1542 nucleotides long. RefSeq names its product testicular acid phosphatase homolog. Gene Ontology annotation, cellular component: lysosome; postsynaptic membrane. The transcript is spliced from 10 exons. Gene Ontology annotation, biological process: peptidyl-tyrosine dephosphorylation involved in inactivation of protein kinase activity; negative regulation of ERBB4 signaling pathway; lysosome organization. Bases 9 to 1448 code for a protein of 479 amino acids. Lineage: Eukaryota; Metazoa; Chordata; Lepidosauria; Squamata; Lacertidae. Gene Ontology annotation, molecular function: protein tyrosine phosphatase activity; receptor tyrosine kinase binding; acid phosphatase activity. The record is from RefSeq and is a predicted model, not a curated record.
GUCUGAGGAUGGGUCUAUAUAACGGAAGAGUUUGCCCUCCCUCCCUCAAACAGUUCUUUUUCCAGGUGGCAGAGACCAUGAGGCUCUCUGUAACCCUGGCACCUUGGAUUCUCCUCCUCAUCCAGGAUAUUCUGCCUCUCACGCUGGCCCAAGAGAGGACGCUGCGCUUCGUCACGCUGGUGUAUCGCCAUGGUGACCGAUCCCCUCUGGGCACCUACCCCACGGAUCCCCACAAAGCAGCACCCUGGCCACAAGGCUUCCAGCAACUCACUGAGGUAGGUAUUUUGCAACAGAAGGCACUGGGACGAUUCCUCAGAGAGAGAUAUACUGGCUUCCUGAGUGCAUCCUACAAACCACAGGAGAUCUAUAUCCGCAGCACAGAUUACGACCGCACCUUAAUGAGCGCCCAAGCCAACCUGAUGGGGCUUUAUCCAAGCUCAGAUCCAGAGAUCAGCUGGAGACCUGUCCCCAUCCACACCGUGCCUACUAAGUAUGAUAAGCUGCUGAAGCCGCCAACCCGGACCUGCCUACGAUACCAACAGCUGAUGAGAGAGACAAUUAAUUUGCCAAGCUAUCAGGCUAAAAUGGAGACCUGGAAGGGCUUUAUGAGAGAGAUGGCAAACCAUACAGGGCUUAAACAGGAACAGCUGACCCUGAGGGGCCUUUGGAGGGUCCACGACUCCCUCUUCUGCCAGAAAACACACAACCUGACCUUGCCUAGCUGGGCCACCCCACAGGUCUUGGCCACCCUUUCUGAGAUGGAAGCAUUCAAUGUCGAAGCCCAUGUGGGAAUGCAUGCAAGCCAGGAGAAGGCGCGAUUCACUGGAGGUAUAUUACUGGGCGCUAUCCUGAGCAACUUCUCCAAAGUAGUGUGCCGAGAUCUGCCCCUAAAGAUGAUCAUGUAUUCUGCUCAUGACAGCACCUUAAUCGCUCUUCAAGGAGCCCUGGGCAUUUACAAUGGUCCCCCUCCACCCUAUGCUGCCUGUCAUGGGUUCGAGUUCUACCAGGAAAGCAAUAACUCCUUCAGUGUAUCCAUGUUUUAUCGGAAUGAAAGCAGCCACCAGCCCCACACAUUAGCCCUGCCCGACUGCCCCACACCUUGCCCACUGCCGCUCUUCAUUCAUCUUACGAGGGCAGUCGUCCCACUGGACUGGGAUGCCGAAUGCCAAAACCCUCAGGAAGGCACAGGUAACGCAAGGUCUUUUCCCUCCCCCUGGGCAGAGGUGCGCAGACUCUCCCACUCACACCUGCUCAAUUCCUUCUGCAGGGCGCACCGUAACAGCAUUGGCUGUGGCAGUAGGCCUGCUGAGCACGGCAUUAAUCGGAGCAGGCAUCAUGUAUUGGAGGAGGUGAUGGGAAUAUGGGCUCACGGCAACCACAAAUCACCCUCAUGGAAAGAGUGGCUGGAGCCAAGGGGUGCAAACUCAGACUCCAUCCACAGAAGCUGAUGGUCCAAGCAGCACAGGCAAGAGGCACAUUUACUGUAGGGAAUUAUUAGGAGACUUAAAAAUAAAGCAAGUAGCGCAAUGCUUGUGAGUACUA